AUGAAUAUAUUUGAUAAACAGAAAUGUUGUGUAUGUUCAAAGGGUCUUUAAAUAUUGUAUUAAUGCUUUUAUUGUUUUAGGCUUAUGCGUUUUUCAAGUUACUGUAAAAAGUGUCAUUAAAGUGUUUGCAUGUCUUGUAGUACUAAUCGAAUAAAAGUAUAUUAAGAUCUUUAAAUAUAGUUAUAUUCAAUACCAAAUGAAAUGGUAUAAGAUUUUGAUAAACCAUAAAGAGUUUGUGAUAAUUGUUAUAAAGAUUAUCUGUAUUAUUAAGACUUAAUAACUAAAUACAACUUAUAAUGGAAUACUAAAUCUCUUUUCUUUAACAUAUUGUUAGGAGAGAAGAAGAGAAAGAUUAAAAUAUAAUAGCCUUUAGAGCUCAAUGAAAAAUAAAAUAUUGAAAAGGAUAUUCUUACUGGAAGAUCUGAUGCACAUCUGUUAAAUUAUAGUAUAAGAGAAUUUGUAACUUAAUGUUAAUAAGGACAAACACUUUAAUAGAUUAGGAGUUCAAUAAUUCGAGUUUUAGAAUUAUUUAUAGUUCAUCAUCCAACUAUUGGUUAUUGUUAAGGAAUGAGUUUUAUAGCUACUAUUUGCUUAUGUUUAUCAGAUGAAGAAGGAGCAUUUCAUAUUAUGAAUCAUCUAUUUAGUGUUAUUAUACCAUUUAGAUUCUUUUCAAGCUCUUCUGGAGCAUCCUUAAUUGGUUAUUAAGCUGAAAUUAAUUUUAUUAAAGAAAUGAUUCUAGUCAAUGAUUUUUAAGAGAAAACAAAAUUAGUUAAAUUUGUUGAGCUUUAAGGACCCUAAUUCUUAUUAACUUUAAUGAUAUAAGUCUUAAAUAUUAGUUCAUUAUUAGUGACUUGGAAGGAAAUGUUUAAAAUCAAAUCAUUUAUUCCUAUUGAUAAAGCUGUCUUAUAUACAUUGAAGACUGCUGUUAUUAAAAAUGUUGAUCUAAUGUCAUCAAAACCUCUCAAUAUUCUUGGAAAAUGUAAAUAUAUUUACUAUAUUUAACUUAGUUGUUUAUUAUACUAAUUUAAUUGAAAUAUUUUAAAAUGAAAAUAUUUACUUUACAAAAUUUGAAAGAAUAAUUUAUAUUGAAUAAUUUUACUCAAAAACAAGUCGUUCUUGGGUGAGUAAUGAUUCCAAUAUCUUAAAUAAAUUAAAAAAUAUAUCCAAUUUCGAAGUUGAUGAAAUUGCAUCUUUACAAAUUGAAUUUAAAAAGAAUUGUUUAGAUCAAAAGAUUGUUUAAAUUAAUUAAUAAUAAAGAUAAAGUAUAAAAUAACUAGCUCAAUUGACUGAUUCAUCAGAUGAAGAAGAUGAUGAAUAUAGACAAUAAUUAAUUAUCUAAUAAUUUAAACUUUAAAAAUAUGGAAUCAACUUUGAAACAUUUAUUUAUUAUAUGGUAAUAAUACUCAUUUAUCUAGAUAUAUAUAGGAUAUAUUUUAACAAAAGGAAAUCUCAGAUUCUCCUUUAGAUUAAGAAUAAUUUAAAUUAGUUUUUAAUUUAUUUGAUGAAAAUAAAUCAGAACUCUUAGAUUUUAGAGAAUUUCUUAUUUGUUUAAGUAUUUUAUUAAGAGGUUCUUUUGCUGAAAAAUUUAAGAUGUUUUUUACAGCUCAUACAUCAACAGUUUUAUAAUUUUAUGAGUUUUAAGCACUUUUAUCUUUACUAAUACCUUAAUAAAUUCAAAUUACACAAGAGUACAAGCAAUUUUUAUAAAGAAUUAAAAGAUCUUAAUUUAAUUACUUUGAUAUGUUAAAUGUAUUAAAAGAUCCUUUCCUUAUUAAAAUAGAAGAUUUAAAGUAGUAAUAAAAAUAAUAGAUUUAAAAAUUAAACACAUAUAAUAGAUUUAUAAAUGGAUGA
Messenger RNA from Paramecium sonneborni, 1851 nucleotides. Lineage: Eukaryota; Ciliophora; Oligohymenophorea; Peniculida; Parameciidae. The record is from the annotation of a GenBank genome assembly.